Molecule: messenger RNA, 3946 nt
Organism: Daphnia magna
Lineage: Eukaryota; Metazoa; Arthropoda; Branchiopoda; Diplostraca; Daphniidae
Source: RefSeq, a predicted model, not a curated record
AUGUCCCGGCCGCCAAGUCAAUUUUUUAGGGGCCGUUUCUACGACCCACGUGUAACCUGUUUCGACCAGACUGUACCCGAGGGAGAAAGGAUGCGUGAACGGGAGAUGAGUAUUCGUUCACAUCUCCAACAUCCCAGCUAUCAGUUAAGAGAAAGAUCACCGAUUGGUUUUCCUCGGCACCUGUCGCAGUGGGCCAGUAGUGGGUACGGUUUCUUUUCCCCUUUGGAGGACCACGAGGGCCGUUUUUACGACCAUCGUACAGAAUAUCGCGACGAUUAUUCAUACGGUCCAGCAGUCGAGUAUAACGAUCCCCCCAACGAUAGGCGAAAGGACUUUCAGGGCUACUAUUGUAGAGACAAAGACUUUUAUUUCUACAGCGAGGACGGCCUUUGUUACGACGCGAAGGUCUUUUGCUAUCGUUUCGAAGAAGAUGGUUUCUAUUACAACGUAGGGACGGGUUGCCGUCAUGAUUCAGGCGGUUUUGCGUGUGAUGAGAAAGGCGUGCGUAUUCGUGACAGUUCAGACACGUCAGACGAGGAUCCCGAAGCAAACGACCCUCCCCCAGUCAAUAAAACAGCCCCUCCGCCGAGUGAUAAGUCAGGCUCAGCUCAUCCGAAGAGUAAGACAGGCCAGCCGACGAGCGGCAAAUCCUUAUCGAGCGGAAAGAGGACCUCUCCUCCCAUCGAGGAAACUAACGCUGUUCCGAGCGUGACUCAACAUCAGGUGGAGGAAGAGGUGAAUUCGGACCAAGCGAAAAGAAGCCGUCCGUGGCGUCCUAGUUCGACCAGCUCACCAGCACAAGGAGGAGGAGAGGUAGAGGUGGCAGCACCGGUCGUAGUCAAUCUUACGCCGACGGAAGCUGUAGCCCCAAUCCCGGUGAUAACCAUCGAAGGAGUGAGCCUACCCGGUGGUUCGGGCUCUCAGCCGCUUUCAGUUUCAAAGGAUAUCUCGGAAGAGAUUUCAUCUUUGAUGACCAAGGGUAUAUCGACCGAUACCUCGAAGUCCGUUUCUAGAGAAUUUCCGCUAGAGUUCGUUGACGCCGAAUUUUCUUUAAAACCACCCAAGCUAGAUGGCUGGAUUUCACGCCGAGUGCCUUUGAAAGCCGACAAAAGCAUUGUUAGAUCAAUUAAUGCAGCGGAAGAAUCGUUCACUAAAGCGCAAUUAAAAAUCAUGGAUAUCACUCCACCCUUAAUCGAUCUAUACGCUCGCUUGCAUUCGUUGCCGGAUAGCGAAUCGCUAAAACGCCCGGUACAGUCCGCUCUCCAGCAGUGGGGACGUGCCUUCUUCCACAUUACUAAAGGGCGCCGGCGUGCUGUGAUCUCUCUCGCCGAGCCUGGAGCAGAAUAUCUGCUGCGCGAUCCUGAUGCCUUCGAAUCUGGAAAAGAAGCACGCUCGUUUUUCUUUACGGACAGAUAUAUACAGGCCAUGUUGACGGACGCCAGCCAAGACAAUACCUUGGCGCAAGCAGCUAGAGCUGCAGCCGCUGCACGCUUUCCUUAACGAUCGAGUACAAGGCACGUCCUUGUCAAUCAACCAGGCUCUACAUUUCCACCUCCGCGGUACGGGGCUGGCCAGACAACCCGUGGCGGAAAAGGCAGACGGGGCAGAAGCGACCGUGGUCGUGGGCAGCGUGGCAACGCUUGGCUGCAAGGAGGAAGAAGGUAUGUCGCUUAAAAUGCUAAACAAUUGACUCCUUGUAAGACGGCCCCAGAACCCCCCUUUGUGCCUUAUCCGCAAAUCGAGAUUCCGUUGAAUCCCGUCGUUAUUCCGGGUCCGCAUCAGGGCCCUCAGGCGGUAGCAUCGAGGCUUAAACAUUUCGCAGCGCGUUGGUCUGCUGUAACUUCCGAUCAGUGGGUUUUAGAAGUGGUCAUUGAGGGCUUUUCUAUCGAUUUCAUUUCCGAACCAAUCCAGAAAAUUUUUCCACCACAGAUCGUAAUGUCGGCCGAAAUGUCUGCGGUUUGUGACGCGGAAGUGCGCGAGUUAUUGUCGAAGCGCGCGAUAUCCGAGGUUACGGAUGGAUCAUCCGGCUUCGUUUGCUCUUUCUUUUGUAUAAAGAUAAAGCAACCAGGUCAAUUUAGGCCUAUAGUUAAUUUGAAACCGCUGAAAAAAUUCAUUCGGUAUCAACAUUUCAAGAUGGAGAAUCUCGAGUCCGUACGCUUCCUAGUCAGAAAGGGAGAUUGGUUGGCGAAAGUAGAUCUUAAGGACGCCUAUUUUACUGUAGCAGUUAAGGAAUCGCACCACAAGUACUUGUGAUUUCGCUGGAAAGAGCGCGUUUUUCAGUUCAACUGCAUGGCCUUUGGCCUUGCCCCCGCUCCCAGAAUUUUCACUAAAAUUCUUAAAACAAUCAUGGCCUUUUUGCGACGUCAGGGCAUCCGGCUGGUCAUUUAUUUAGAUGACGUUUUGAUUUUGAACGAUUCAAAAAAUGGGCUGUUGUCGGACAUAAAUAGAGUUAUUGAACUCCUCCAAUCGCUCGGCUUCCUGAUCAAUUGGAAAAAAUCGAUUAUCGUACCUACUCAAACGAUAGAAUAUUUGGGCUUAAUCGUAGACUCGAGUGACCCAUCUUUUUCGCUUCCUGACAGCAAAGCGGCAGCAGUCAAGGAGAUGUGCACGUUGGUUCUAUCCGAGGGUAGGAUAUCCUUACGAACACUAGCCUCGAUACAAGGCAACUUCUCUUGGGCAAUUUCGGCCAUUCCGUUCGCGCAGUCGCAUUACCGCAGCCUACAACGCUUUUAUAUUUCUAAUGCGCAAUGGGUUAACUUUAACCUGGAAGUUAAAGUUUGUUUGUCACCAAGCGCGUGGCUGGACCUCAGUUGGUGGGUGGCCAAUAUCGAAAAAGCGAACGGCAAAAUGUUUUUUCUGCGCGACCCAGAUUUUGAAAUUUUUUCGGAUGCGUCGCUGACGGGAUGGGGAGUGGUGUGCAAUGGGAUUACUACUCGGGGCCCUGGGACAUUGCAAGAUAAAGAUAAACACAUUAACGAAUUAGAACUCCUAGGGGCAUUUUUUGCGAUCCAGGUCUUCUUGACUAAUAAAUCGGAGAUUGUAAUUCGAAUAUUCUUGGAUAACGUGACGGCGGUCAGUUAUGUGAAUAAAUGCGGUGGAACGAGAUCAGCCGCUCUCACAACCACGGCCAGAGCCAUUUCCGCUUGGUGCGAAGCGAGAAAGAUUUCGGUGGAAGUGGUCCAUCUUGCGGGUGAGCUUAACACUAUCGCGGACCGUGAGUCUAGAGCCGAGGCCGACGCUAGUGACUGGCGAUUAGAUAUAAACAUGUUCGUUUUAAUUUCAAAAAUAUGAAAGAUGGAUACUGAUCUGUUCGCCGCGUCCUGGAACAAUCAGUUACCCCAGUUUAUUUCAUGGGGUCCCCAGCCUGGGGCAAUCGCGGCCAACGCUUUUUCCGUUAAUUGGAAAAAUAUUCACGGCUAUGCGUUUCCCCCUUUUCAAAUUUUUAAAUGCCUCGAGAAGUUCCGGCGAGAGAAGGCGUCGAUCAUACUAAUCUGUCCCAUCUGGACAGGCCAGCCCUGGUUCCCAAUUUUAUUGGAGCACGCAUGCGACAUCCCCCGGCUCCUGCGUCCGUCACCAGCGCUCCUAACAUCAGCACGAGGCGAACACCCGCUGCUCGAAUCCGGCUCUCUGAAUUUAGCCGCUUGGAAACUCUCAGGCGAUCAUACGACGUGCAGGGUUUUUCGCAGCCGGCUAUUGAACUUUUCCUGGUGGGGAGCCGUGCCAAUACAAACGCUGCAUAUGAAUCCGCCUGGGUCAAUUGGAGAAAUUGGUGUUUGGAGUGGAGUUGCGAUCCCCUGCGUAGUGAUCUAGCCUUAGCAUCAGCCUUUCUCGCCCAUCUACACGCAUCGGGUAAAUCGUACAGUACUAUAAAUUUGCAUAGAUCUAUGCUGUCAGCGACUCUGUCUGCCAUCGACGGCAUACCGAUCGGCCAGCAGCCGCUCAUAGU